AUGACUUCUCGCAAGGACUUUAGCGGAAAAGUGGUGCUCAUUACUGGCUCAUCAUCGGGAAUUGGAGAGGCAACUGCAAUUCACUUCUGCUCAUUGGGAGCUCAAGGAGUGAUCAUCACCGGACGCGACGUAGCUCGUCUCAAAACAGUUGCCCAAAAAUGUCGUGAUGCAUCAACGUCUGCUGGAGCCGCCACUGAUGUCCUUACAGUGGUGGCUGACGUCAGCAAAGACGCUGAUUUAAAGAAGCUAAUUGAUGAAACAAUCAAACGUUUCAAUAAACUGGAUGUUCUGGUAAACAAUGCAGGAGUUUAUCAAGUGUGCAGCAUCGAGGAGGGCCGCUUUAUGGACGUCUACGAGAAGAUUUUUAGCGUCAAUUUGCGCAGCGUGCUUGUCCUCACAAAGUUGGCUAUACCGCAUCUGUUGGCUAGCAAAGGGGCCAUUGUCAAUGUGUCAUCUAUCGCAUCCACCAAACCGACGCCGACCAACUCAAUCUACGCAAUGAGCAAGAGCAGUCUGGACAUGUUCACCCAAAGUCUGGCCAUUGAAUUUGGCCCUCAGGGUGUGCGUGUAAAUGCCAUCAACCCAGCGGCCAUUCGAACGCCAAUCUUUGACAAAGUCGAAAACAGCGAUAUGGACACUGCAAAGAUGGAGGAGCUGACGGCACUGUCCUAUCCGCUUCGUCGUAUUGGAGAUCCUGAAGACUGUGCAAAGGCAAUCGCCUACCUGGCUAGUGAAGAUGCCUCUUUCAUCACCGGUGUCACACUGCUCGUCGAUGGCGGCAGUCAGUUUGUGCAGAUUAUCGUACCGGAGAAGAAAAAGUUGUAA
Rhagoletis zephyria (snowberry fruit fly) is the source of this 825-nucleotide messenger RNA. The record is from RefSeq and is a predicted model, not a curated record. NCBI's taxonomy places the organism in Eukaryota, Metazoa, Arthropoda, Insecta, Diptera, Tephritidae.